Molecule: messenger RNA, 147 nt
Organism: Diversispora eburnea
Lineage: Eukaryota; Fungi; Glomeromycota; Glomeromycetes; Diversisporales; Diversisporaceae
Source: the annotation of a GenBank genome assembly
AAGAAGUAGAACACCGCGAAAGUUAUUGUCAUUCGAGGUGUGGAAAUAAUUGCGAGGCAAUUUGUAGUAGAUGUAAUACAACAAGUCUUACUACCAAGGUGGCUAAUCCGCAUGAUGAUGAUACAGCUGCACUUAAAUGGGCAACCG